AUGUUUGAAUCUGUCAAAAGUUUGGAUCACAAGCAUCUUGUGACUGUUGGACUCGAGGGGUUUUACGGUGUGGAGAAAACCGGAAGCGUUGGAUUGAACCCGGGGAAAUGGGCUGCAUCACUUGGAGUGGACUUCAUUGCGAACUCUGCGAUUGACAACAUCGACUUUACUUCCGUUCAUGCUUACCCCACAGUUGAUCAAAGGUAUAAAUCAAAGAUCCUUAAGAAGCCGGUUCUUUUCACUGAAGUCGGUUUCCCUUCGAGUGUACAGAAGAACAACGGCUUAUACGACAGAAAUAUUUUUCUGAAAAUACUCUAUGACAAGAUUUAA
Messenger RNA from Capsicum annuum, 330 nucleotides. Its product is annotated as mannan endo-1,4-beta-mannosidase 6-like. Gene Ontology annotation, molecular function: hydrolase activity, hydrolyzing O-glycosyl compounds. The transcript is spliced from 2 exons. The coding region runs from base 1 to 330 and encodes 109 amino acids. NCBI's taxonomy places the organism in Eukaryota, Viridiplantae, Streptophyta, Magnoliopsida, Solanales, Solanaceae. The record is from RefSeq and is a predicted model, not a curated record.